Gastrolobium bilobum is the source of this 1731-nucleotide messenger RNA. RefSeq names its product protein NRT1/ PTR FAMILY 2.13-like. Gene Ontology annotation, molecular function: transmembrane transporter activity. The coding region runs from base 1 to 1731 and encodes 576 amino acids. Gene Ontology annotation, cellular component: plasma membrane. Lineage: Eukaryota; Viridiplantae; Streptophyta; Magnoliopsida; Fabales; Fabaceae. The transcript is spliced from 4 exons. Gene Ontology annotation, biological process: transmembrane transport. The record is from RefSeq and is a predicted model, not a curated record.
AUGGAGGUGGAGAAUAGGACACAGUCAACAACUGAAGAUGGUUUGGAUUCCUUAAAUGCAAGGACAAUGGAGAGAAAGCCCGGAUGGAAGGCCGUUCUUUUCAUCAUAGGAAAUGAGACUAUUGAGAGAAUAGCAACAUUCGGCAUAAUGGCAAAUUUCACCGUGUAUUUGAUGACAAUGUUCCAUUUGAGUCACGUUGGUGCUGCAAAUGUUAUCAGCAUAUGGUAUGGAGUGAGCAAUUUCAUACCAAUUAUUGGUGCUUCUCUUGCGGAUGCCUAUUUAGGAAAAUUCAAAACCAUUGCUAUGGCAUCAUUUGGAACACUUGUGGGAAUAGUGCUGCUAACACUUACAGCAUGGGUGCCAGAAUUUCACCCUCCAAGUUGUACUUCUGAGCAGCAAGCAUGUGUUCCCCCAACGACUACUCAGCUUGCCAUCUUAAUUUUGGGGCUGUCCUGGCUGGGUAUAGGCACAGGUGGAAUUAGACCAUGCAGUAUUCCCUUUGCCAUUGAUCAAUUUGACACAACUUCCUCUGAUGGAAGGAAAGGAGUCAGCAGAUUCUUAAGUUCGUACUACAACACACAGACACUGGUCAUGUUGAUCAAUAAUACUUUAAUAGUUCAAAUCCAAAGCAAAAGCUGGGUCAAGGGUUUUGGGAUACUAGCCCUUCUCAUGUUAUGUGCAAUAAUCAUAUUUUUUGCCGGAGCAAGAACUUAUUUUUACCUUCCAGCAGAAGGGAGCAUAUUUUCUGGUAUUGCACAAGUGUUUAUUGCAGCUUACAAGAAGCGUCAUCUAAAAAACCCAACAAAUGAAGAAGAAGUUGUUUACUUUGAUCCCCCGUUAAGAGAUGAUAAAACAGUGAAGAUACCUUUGACCGAACAACUUAGGUUUCUAAACAAAGCUGCUAUGAUACAAAACAAUGAAGUUAAUGAAGAAAGUUUGGUCACAAAUCCAUGGAAGUUGUGCAGCAUUCAACAAGUGGAAGAAGUCAAAUGUGUGAUUAAAAUUAUACCAAUAUGGGCUUCUGGUAUCUUGUGUUUGAUACCAAUGGCACAAGGAGGAAUCUUUCCUGUCAUCCAGGCCAUGAAAAUGGACCGCCAUCUUGGAUCACACUUUGAAAUUCAUCCUGCAUCAUUCAGUAUAAUAUCCUUAAUCAGCAUUGGUAUAUGGCUCCUCUGCUAUGACCUCUUUCUGCAACGAGCUCUGGCAAAAGUCACAAAACAAGAGGAAGGGUUGACGGGCCUUCAAAAGAUAGUAAUUGGUAACAUCUUCUCAAUUCUUACUAUGGUAAGUGGUGGUUUGGUGGAGUGGCAAAGAAGGAGUGUGGCUAUCUCACACGAUGCACUUCAUGGGGUUAAACCAAUGUCUGCCAUGUGGCUAGCUCCUCAAUUUGCCUUUUUAGGAUUGUGUGAAGUAUUUAGCAUUAUUGGACAGACUGAAUUCUACAACAGUGAAUCGCCAGAGAAAAUGAGAACUCUUGGCAAUUCCUUGCAAUUUCUUGUGGCUGGCUUCUCAAGUUAUGCUGGUGCCUUGGUAAUGAACAUUGUGCACAAAGUGACACGAAAGUAUGGCAAAACAGAUUGGCUGAACAAUGACCUCAACGCUGGCAGAUUGGAUUACUAUUACUUCGUCAUAGCUGGACUUGGUGCUCUCAAUCUUGUCUACCUCCUCUUCUGCGCUAAACGCUACCGUUACAAGGUCAUUGUGAAUGCACAAGUCAUGGGCACACCUUGA